This is a messenger RNA of Soboliphyme baturini, 783 nucleotides long. The record is from the annotation of a GenBank genome assembly. NCBI's taxonomy places the organism in Eukaryota, Metazoa, Nematoda, Enoplea, Dioctophymatida, Soboliphymatidae.
AUGUUAAUGCAAGACGUAAAUGGUCAAACAGCUGAUGGUCAGGAGCGAAGAAACACCAUGUCAAAGGUAAGAAGAAUCGUCGAGAAAUUUUUCGUCACCAUCUUCCCUCCUGUCUAUGCUUGCGUAAUCAACGCUGACUGCCCAAGAGGAUACAACUUCAAGGCUAAUUAUUCGGCAUGCGUUCGUGACGCAUUUCUUAAGGUAGAACCGUUUAGCGACAUUCCGGUUCGAGUUGGAUUGCAGCUGGAGUUGGCAUCGAACCAAAUUCGGGGAAGUUUCUUCGUGAUGGACAUGUUAUGGGAGACCCUGAAAAAUCUCUCGCGUGCCAAAGCCGAGGAGUUCCUGCCAGGCCUUAACCAGGAGACGUGCCUCAGGCAAAUGUUUCGUUACUACUCGUGCUCGGUGUGUCUGAGCGGCAUCAACGAGCGCAUGACGGCGACCUUGCCAUGCAGGCGAACGUGUCAGACUCUGCUCGACUCCUGUCUGCAUACCUGGAUCCAUCAGCUGGAGCCAACUUGGUUCGACGAAUGCGGUCCGAUCCAAACCAACGAACCAACCGCCAUCGGUUGGGAGAAGAAAACGUCAACACCGGUGUACGAAGUGGAGAGCUACAAAGUGAACAUUCGCUCAGUUAAAGGCCAGAAGGUUCUGAUCGCUUUGCAGGCAUUCGCCCAGAACUUGUCAUAUGUUUUCUCUGACUGGUUCAGCCGCAUCCCUGAAAAGAUAUGCUCUAGCAGGUUGAACGCUCUUCCGGAUAAUUCGAACUGCGUCUCUGAGCGGUGA